GCUCAAAAUUGCUUCUGCAGAGUCGUGCAGGACUUAUUAAAGGCAUGGCACAAGGCACCUCCAGUCUCUUGAGCAACACUGUCUAUGCAAUAAGUGAUACAGCCACUCAAUUUAGCAAGGCUGCACAGAAGGGCAUUGUUGCAUUUACAUUUGAUGACCACAGGACUAACUGGUCUACUACAAUCACCUAUAAAGGGGCUGAAAAACAUGGACUUCCAGGAGUAGUCUCAGGUAUAGCCCUUGGUGUGACGGGACUCGUGGCAAAACCUACUGCUAGUGUCCUUGAUAUCACUGGUAAAACAGCACAAAGCAUUAGAAAUUGGAGCAAGCGGCAUCACAGUGGAUGCCACCGCUUUAGGGUUCGUUUGCCAAGGCAUUUAAGCAGGGAAUACCCCUUGAGGCCAUACUGUUGGGAGGAAGCAAUUGGAUCAUCUGUACUCCAGGAGGUUGAUGAUAGUUUAAAUCUCAAGGAUGAGGUCCUAGUCAUCUGUAAUGCACUCAAAGAGGAUGGGAGAUUUGUAAUCAUCACUGAGAGACUCAUCUUAGUUGUCAGUAGCAAAAGUUUGGAAAAUUUGGGUAAGCCCGAGUUUCGUGGAGUUCCUGCUAACCUGGAAUGGGUGAUAGACAUGGAGAUUGGAAUGGAUAGCAUCAUCCAUGCUGAUAAUGAUGGUGAGGUGGUGCAUAUCAUAGGAAGUAGGUCAGAUAUAGUAAUGAAGCAGAAUCAGCAGAAAAGAGGUUGGGGAACAGAAGGCAAGCGAAGCUGGAACAAUAAUCCUCGUGCUCCUCUUCCAUUAUUCCAAACUGACUUGCUCUUUACAUCAAAAGAAAGGGCAACGGACUUUCUACACACACUUUUGUCUGCAAUUGACCAGGCUAAAGAGCAAGGCCGGUGCCAUGUGCAUCUUUUGCACCAAAGUAGCCUAAGGUAGAUUUUUAAACAAAUUAAAAGAGUGGCUAAACUUAUCAUGACAAUGUUGGAGAAAAAGAGGAUAUGUUAAUUGUUUUGUACAUAUGCCCAAUUGUGUAGUACGUAAUCAAUCAAGCUGAAAUUUGACAACACUCAUUGUCCUUGUCCUUUCUGUGGCUCGUAUUGUGAGCUGUAAUGCAUUCAACUGUGGUAUUGUCAGUGCCUGAGAAAGUGAAGAGAAGGUUUCUGAAUCAGUGAAUAGAAAGGUGAAUACACAGUUCUAUAUGUACAUCUAAAAGACCUCUAAGAAGGAAAUAAGACAUUAUUUCCUUAUGUUA
Molecule: messenger RNA, 1245 nt
Organism: Ipomoea nil (Japanese morning glory)
Lineage: Eukaryota; Viridiplantae; Streptophyta; Magnoliopsida; Solanales; Convolvulaceae
Product: vacuolar protein sorting-associated protein 13A-like
Exons: 4
Biological process (GO): protein retention in Golgi apparatus; protein targeting to vacuole
Cellular component (GO): extrinsic component of membrane
Source: RefSeq, a predicted model, not a curated record